Blumeria graminis f. sp. triticale is the source of this 663-nucleotide messenger RNA. Lineage: Eukaryota; Fungi; Ascomycota; Leotiomycetes; Helotiales; Erysiphaceae. The record is from the annotation of a GenBank genome assembly.
AUGCAAUAUUCACUCUUUUUAUCGUUCUUUGGUCUUUCCUUCGUCUGGGCCGUCAGUUCAAUUCGACCUAAAACAUCAAAUAACCCCGCUGAAGAUAAUAAAUCUACCAAUAUUAAUGAAAAGGAGUACAUGGGCCACAUUCCAUAUUAUCACGGAAAACCCGGUAACCAAGGAUUUCCCGAUAGUGGCAUGACCUGUGGGGAAUGGACCAUAACAAAAGCAGGAGUUGAUAAAGCAGCAGAAAAUGCCUGCAAGGAGUUUAAUAGUCGCAAGCAUUACAUGUGGAUUCGUACUAGGAAAGUCAAGGGGCUUUACUAUAACCCGAAAGGCAAGAGUAGAAUAUUCAAAAAUCGACACUACAUGUAUCCUCUUCAGAAUCAACAAAGCAUCAAAAAGAGUGAAGCAAAACCAAUCCCUGUCAUUUUCAUUGACGAUUCUUGCAAUCUAUACGCUGUUUAUAUCCGCUCCAGGGUAAAAACAAGAAGAUUUGCACUUUUCUCCAAAACCAAGUUUGGAUCCUGUUGGGACGCUCGCACUGGAAUAGUAAAAAAAACUGAUCGUACUGACUCUACAGCUGGCAUUACUAAGGACGAAGAGAAAACUACUGUUAUGGGACACACUCCCAAACAGCCCGAAAUUAAAGUAGAUACGCCAGCCAGCUAA